Molecule: messenger RNA, 1182 nt
Organism: Hibiscus syriacus
Lineage: Eukaryota; Viridiplantae; Streptophyta; Magnoliopsida; Malvales; Malvaceae
Product: transcription factor bHLH153-like
Exons: 6
Coding region: 310-807 (165 amino acids)
Biological process (GO): regulation of transcription by RNA polymerase II
Cellular component (GO): nucleus
Molecular function (GO): RNA polymerase II cis-regulatory region sequence-specific DNA binding; protein dimerization activity; DNA-binding transcription factor activity, RNA polymerase II-specific
Source: RefSeq, a predicted model, not a curated record
AGUCUCCCACAUCUCUUUCCCAUACACACUCUUUUUCAGCUUCUUUGAGCCUCUAGCAGGGUUGGGGUUUAAAGUUUUUGCAGAUUUUGGAUUUUUCUUGAAGUUCUUAACUUGUUUUUUUUUUUUUGCACUAAAGUUCCCUACAGAAAACUUUGCUGUUUUCAAUGUUUUCUUGAAGAAGAUUAGAACAAAACUGAAUUCUGGAAUUUUGGGCCUUUCCUCCAAUAAACUGCAAAGAUCUUUUGUUGAAUUUUGGUCCUCAAAAUUUUCAACUUACAGUACAGAGCCCGAGUUUCAGCUCUUUGGCCAAUGCGAACUUUAUGUUCUCGUGAAAAAGUGAUAGAGAUCGGAACGAUGAUGGAAAACAAAAGAAGCCCUUGCUCUGUUGAUCAUAGCAGUUUCACUUCUUUGGCAUCGAAACGACAGAAGUCGGACUUAUCGAUCCCCACAAAGGAUAAGAAAGAUAAGGUCGGGGAACGAAUUGUGACUCUGCAGCAGCUUGUUUCGCCAUACGGAAAGACAGAUACAGCUUCUGUUCUUUCCGAAGCGAUGGAAUACAUACAGUUUCUUCAUGAACAAGUUAAGGUUUUGAGUGCUCCGUAUCUUCAAACCGGGCCUAUAAAUAACAUGCAAGCGAUCAUUAAACCGAACCAGGAUGUAGAGCAUUAUAGCCUGAGAAGCCAAGGACUAUGCCUUGUUCCAAUAUCGUACACCGCGGGAGUUGCUCGUAGCAACGGUGCCGAUAUUUGGGCUCCCAUCAAGACCACAUCUCCUAAAUUCGACAAGGCUAUCUCACCGUUCAAUUGACAUUUCUCAUCGGCUACCAUAGUCUUUGAACAUCACUCGAAUGGAGUUCAAAAGAUAACCAACAUGAUAUCGGAUGCACACAUUUUCCUAAUCUGAUGCAAAUUUAUAGCAUGAAGCACUAAUACAGGAUGUUUGUUGGCAAAAACUAUUAGGCCUUGAUCGCUAGGAUUCUGGUAUCAGAAAAUGCAGUCCGGCACCUUCGUAGUUUUAAGCCGGUGCUCGGAUUAAGCUGCAUUUAAUCUAUUCAAUUAUAGAAGUCAGUUGCUCUCUCUUGAUCGUUUUAUGUAAAAUGUAGAUUGAUGAAGAUGAGUUGAAUGGCUACUUUUAACCUGUAUGUAUUAAUAUUGGCGUCGAAUCGAAUUUCAUGGUUAGUAU